Venturia canescens is the source of this 2181-nucleotide messenger RNA. Its product is annotated as pancreatic triacylglycerol lipase-like. The record is from RefSeq and is a predicted model, not a curated record. Gene Ontology annotation, biological process: lipid catabolic process. Gene Ontology annotation, molecular function: lipase activity; carboxylic ester hydrolase activity. NCBI's taxonomy places the organism in Eukaryota, Metazoa, Arthropoda, Insecta, Hymenoptera, Ichneumonidae. The transcript has 7 exons. Bases 423 to 2051 code for a protein of 542 amino acids.
UCAAACGACGACACCAGUUGAGAUUGGAGAUUCUGUGAGGGCAGGCUCUUCUCGAAAAUACUGAAGAAAAAUCGACUUUUCUUCUGUCGUCGUCUCAUUACAGGUCACGAAGAAACACACACCGCCGGAAGAAAUCGAUCGAGUUACAUCCUCCAAAUUUUUUGUGAAAGUUUAUUCAACCAUUUGGAAAAGGUGUUCGCGUGUGUGCGGUUUUUCGAGUGAAACGAAAGCGACGUUUGUGACAAUGUGAAUCGAAAAUGUGCCACGCCUUUUCUUAGAAUUUUAAUUUUUCAGUCUCCUUCUAAAUCGCAAUGAUAUUCGUCGAUCUGCGACUCUGAACAAACGUCUUCAAAUAUCCCCCACAUUUCGGAAGCUCCCUUCGUGGAUACGCGUAACUUCAACGAAGUUCAGUCAUCGCAAUCAUGAUGUUCUUAAACGAUACGAUAAUGGUGCUCAUGUACACCGCGAAUAUGAUGGCAACUCUUCCCAAUGAUACCGAUACUCAGAAGGGUACCGGCGUAGAGAUCAAACGUCAGAAUGUCACGACCACGACCUUGUCUCCGGAGGAAGAAGAAAACAAGUUUGAUUUCGAAGAUGAAUGGUACAUGUGGAGAUGCUACAGACCGUACGGUUGUUUCUACAUCGGAGCUCCGUGGUCGGGUGAAAAUCGGCCAGUUUCGACGUUCCCGGGCCGCCCGGAUGCUGUGGAUCCUCAUUACAUGCUGUACACGAGAAGUCAUUCGGAAGAGCCGCACGAACUGUUGAUCGACGAGUUCGACAGCAUACGAAAAUCGCCUUUAAAAAAUACAACGAAUUUGUACUUCAUUGUUCACGGAUACUUGGACAACGGUGACAAAACGUGGAUUCUCAGAACGAAACGCGAGCUACUCAUCAGAGAAGAUUGCAACGUCGUUGUGGUCAACUGGAUCGGUGGGGCUGGACCGCCAUACCCACAGGCAGUCGCGAAUACCAGAUUAGUAGGUGCUAUGACCGCAAGAAUGGCCGCGCAACUAAUUGAAAUAGGUGGGGUCUCGACAUCGAGAAUCCACGCGAUUGGACAUAGUUUGGGGGCUCAUACUUGUGGCUACAUCGGCUAUCAUCUCCGCAUCCAGUACGGCUACACCUUGGGCCGUAUCACAGGACUCGAUCCCGCCGAGCCACACUUCAGCAACACAUCGCCAAUGGUCAGACUCGAUCCUACGGACGCGGAAUUCGUGACUGCAAUUCACACAGAUUCCAGUCCGUUCAUAAGCGGUGGUUUGGGUAUCAGUCAACCUGUUGGGCACAUCGAUUUUUACCCCAAUGGCGGCCGUAAUCAACCCGGUUGUAACCACGGUGUCUUGAAUUCGAUAACUUUGGAACGCGGCAGUUUCUUUCGUGGAAUAAAAAGAUUCCUUGGCUGCAAUCACAUUCGGAGUUAUGAUUACUUCAUCGAAAGUAUCAACACGGUGUGUCCUUUUCUCGCCGUGCCAUGCUCGUCCUGGACACGGUUUCUAGCCGGUGAUUGCUUCGACUGCCUCAAUCAGUAUUGUCCCCGAUUCGGAUUUGAUGCCCAGCCGGGAAAUUACCACGCAUCGGUCUACCUGCUUACUGCAUCGGAAAAACCUUUUUGCAAGGGCCAUUACCGAGUGAGGAUAAACAUUUCGAAAACAGAUGAGAGUGUGGUACACGGUGGUGAAGUUGGAAUGUUCGUGAUCCGAGUUGUUGGAAAAAACGGUAAAACAACUGAAAAAAUGCCGUUGAGCGCGAAUUCCGAAUAUUACGAGCCUGGCACUACUCACACUUUCGUAUUGCCCGGAGAAGUCGUGGGAGUACCCGAAGCGGUGGAAAUCACGUGGGAGUAUCAGACUUCGGUUUUCAAUCCUCUGACAUGGAGAUUGCUCCAUACACCGAGAACGUACAUCGAUUCAUUGACUAUCGACAGUCUCGAGUCUGGCCACGGAAUAACCGUUUGCACGGAUGAAACGAGGGCUUUGAUUGCAAACGAGCCGAGAACAUUGACCACGGACAACUGUCAACACGUUGAUACGAAUAUCGUCCACACGAAGUAAAAUCUAUUCUAACUCGUAUGGUUGGACGUAGCGACGGAGGAACGAUUGAAACGAUAACAAUGCAAAUUAUUUGGUUAAACCUUAUUAUAAACAAGGGAGAAAUAAAAAUAUUUACUAUUUUUUUAGAAUA